This is a messenger RNA of Triplophysa dalaica, 2385 nucleotides long. It is a transcript of the gene asb13a.2, whose product is annotated as ankyrin repeat and SOCS box containing 13a, tandem duplicate 2. Bases 95 to 937 code for a protein of 280 amino acids. Gene Ontology annotation, biological process: protein ubiquitination; positive regulation of protein catabolic process; intracellular signal transduction. The transcript is spliced from 6 exons. Gene Ontology annotation, molecular function: protein binding. The record is from RefSeq and is a predicted model, not a curated record. NCBI's taxonomy places the organism in Eukaryota, Metazoa, Chordata, Actinopteri, Cypriniformes, Nemacheilidae.
CACGCCGCACAAUAUAAACACGGCAAAAUUCUUCCUUUCUUGGUCUUUGUUUAGUAUUCUGUUUUAAUGUAAAGCCUUUUGAAGGGAAACAGAAAUGGAGGUGGAAACAGCACGACCUUAUUUUUUCGGUGACAUCGGUUUCUGGGCGGAGAGAACAGAGGUUCAUAAAGCUGCGUAUCAGGGUCAGGUGUCUGUGCUGCAAGGUUUGAUCCAGAAUGGAGCUUCUGUCAAUAUUGUGGCUGUGGAUUCCAUCACACCCCUCCACGAGGCUGCUACACGGGGACAAACGCAGUGUGUGAGACUGCUGCUGGACGCUGGGGCUCAGGUGGACGCGAGGAACGUAGACGGAAGCACCCCGCUGUGUGAGGCAUGCUCCAUCGGGAACUUUGAGUGUGUGAGUCUCCUUCUAGAGCACGGAGCAAAAGUCAACCCCACUCUUACCUCCCGGACCACCUCCCCACUUCAUGAAGCCUGCAUGGGAGGUAAUGCAGACUGUGUGAAGUUGGUGAUCGCUAAAGGAGCAAGUCUUGAGGCUUAUGAUCUGUACCAUGGUACUCCGCUACAUGUGACAUGUGCCAACCAACAUCUGGACUGUGUCAAGGUGCUCCUAAAUGCAGGUGCACAAGUAAAUGCCUCCAGGUUACACGAGACAGCCCUACAUCAUGCAGCUAAGGCCAACAAUCUAGACAUGAUCGAGCUGUUGGUGGAGUUCGGGGCUAACAUUAACGCCAGAGACAAGCACGAUAAGAAGCCAGUCAACUACACGAGACCGGACACACCCGCAGCACACUGCCUUCAGCUUUGUGACAGCAACCCUUUGUCUCUGCAGCAGCUCAGCCGUAUCACGUUGAGGACUGUGCUGGGUACCAGAGCUGUGGACCUGAUCACCAAACUGGAUAUUCCAAACCGUAUUAUCAGUUAUCUCUUAUACCAAUGAAUCCCUUCACAGACUUACACGGAGAACGUAAAACUGGACCUCUGGAAGAGGUUUUCUUUACCUCAACUGCACAAAAACUUGAUCUCUCCUACAACCAAUGCUAGUUAGAUUUCCACUGUACAGCAUUAAAGGUUAAGUGUGUCAUUUUCAGGUUUCAGCCAAUGGCGUGAGUUUGAGGGCAUAAACUACCUGUUGGCCCGCCAAUGGCAAAUGGUAAGAAUGUUUAGUCUCGAAUCCAUUCGGUGCCAUUAGCAUUUGCAAAAAUGACACGCAUCACCUAUAAGUGUAGAAGCAUAGUAGACUAAAUAGUGAGCAUUACAUUUCCUUCACUUCCUGUAGCACUUUCCAACAGAGGACUUUGGCACUUGCUGUGAAAUAUGUUGUCUUAAUGCAUCGUCACUAAGGUGAAUUUAAACAAGAACUUAAGAAGAUGGAUAUGCAUUAUAUGCACUCAACUGUUCCCUAAAAAAUAUAUCUUCAAUGCAGAUUUAUAACACAGACUAAACGGUGCAAUAGGUGAUAUUCGACUGCUCAUAUUAAGUAAUGUGAUUUUAUUGUUUGUGUUUGAUGCCAAGUUUUUCUAAUCUAAAUAGGAAAACGGAUGGGACUUGAAUGUAUACUUGAUUCCUAUUUAUGUUGGACUGUGUUGUAGCUCCUGGCAGACAAGAUUGUGCUUUCGUGGAGGAUAGAAUGACAAACACUGUAAUGAAUUAAGAACAGGAACAUAUAUCAAGAUUUGCUUUGCUGUUAUCUCUGUGAGAGAACAUUAAUGGUAAUGAAAUGCCCCCAAAAUGCUGUGUUAUUAUGCCCUCCUCAAAAUAUGUUCCUCUCUUAUUAUUUUUCCAUAAACUGCCCAGCAAAAUAUUUCUUUAAACGAGUUUGACACAACUGGAUCCAUCUGAUCCUCCUGCACAUGCCAUUUCCUCCUUCUUAUAAAGUACAGAAGUUUCUAUAAAUAGCAGGACGCUCAAAAAUAGGAUCCAGUGUCCAGCGUUUCUGUGUGAGCUGGAGAAAUGAGUUCCUCUGUAUGUGCACUUAUGCAGAGCCCAUCCGGCUUCAAAACAGAGAGAGAGAGAGAGAGAGAGUCCAGGAAUGUUGUUAGUAGAGCCUUGUUUUGAAAUUAAGCUUACUGAGAUACGACAGCUGCUAUUAAAAGAAUGCUGCUUUUUUCUCUUCAUCCAGCGCUCAUCUUAAAAGUAGCCUUUAAAGGAUUGGAUUUUUGUAUAUAUUGUUUGAACCAAAUUCUUGCAUGUUUUAUACUUUGCAGAUGUUGAAAUGGCAGGAAUGGUCAGAUUGGUGCUGGUUUUGAUGUUCGUUUGUUUGUUGAGGCAUAAAUACUUUUCACACAAGCUUCUUCAGGAAUUAUUAGAGUGCUAUACAUGUGUGAUGUUGUUAAAAAUGUUAAAUUAAUAAAUGAUUUAAAGUCAUGAGGCUUAUUUUAAGUUCAA